AUGUCGAUAUUUAGACAAGAAGUUGGCAUGUGCACCGUAGAACAGGGAUGCGACCCCAUUGUAGCUUGUAGUUCGAUCAAUUCAUCUAGCAUCGACCUUAAGUCUUGUAAAGUACAUUGCUGUAAAGGAGAUAACUGUAACAGGCCAACAAUAACAUCAGAUCCUUGUGACAACGUCACGUGUCCUUUCUAUGGCAUGUGUAAAACCGACAUGAGCGGCAACACGACUUGUGAAUGUCCAACCGUUUGCACCAUGGACUACACGCCAGUCUGUGGAUCGGACGGAGUAACGUACGGUAAUUUGUGCGGAAUGAAAGCUGCUGCUUGUGCUAGUGAGCAAAUGAUUACCGUGAAACAUAAUGGAGAAUGUAAGAAAG
Exaiptasia diaphana is the source of this 376-nucleotide messenger RNA. RefSeq names its product four-domain proteases inhibitor. NCBI's taxonomy places the organism in Eukaryota, Metazoa, Cnidaria, Anthozoa, Actiniaria, Aiptasiidae. The transcript has 2 exons. The record is from RefSeq and is a predicted model, not a curated record. Gene Ontology annotation, molecular function: protein binding. The annotation marks the transcript as partial.